Molecule: messenger RNA, 1048 nt
Organism: Schizophyllum commune H4-8
Lineage: Eukaryota; Fungi; Basidiomycota; Agaricomycetes; Agaricales; Schizophyllaceae
Product: anti-silence-domain-containing protein
Exons: 4
Coding region: 20-601 (193 amino acids)
Biological process (GO): DNA replication-dependent chromatin assembly
Cellular component (GO): nucleus
Molecular function (GO): histone binding
Source: RefSeq, a predicted model, not a curated record
ACGCGCCUUGUCUUCGACUAUGUCGAUUGUCACCAUUCGCAAUGUUGAGUUCCUCAAUAACCCAGCACGGUUCUCCGAUCCAUAUCGGUUUCGCGUCACCUUUGACUGCAUCGCACACUUGCAGGACGACUUAGAAUGGCGUCUUAUAUACGUGUCAUCCCCCGGGAACGAAGACCUUGACCAGGAGCUCGACGAUUGCCUGGUCGGACCAGUCCCAAUGGGGGUCAACUCCUUCGAAUUCGAGGGCUCCCCGCCCGAUCCCUCCAAGAUACCAAAAGAAGACGUGCUCGGAGUGGCCGCACUCAUCCUGACCGGCUCCUACAAAGACCAGGAGUUCGUACGCGUGGGCUACUACCAGAACACUGAAUACGACAAUGAGGAAAUGAAGGAGACGCCACCGGAAAAGAUCAUGUUCGAGCGGUUGGUGCGGGAUAUCAGCUCAAAGCCGCGCGUAACGCGCUUCCAGAUCAAGUGGGAUGUCGCGCCACCGAGUACGGGCCGCGCCGCGGCGGGGGCAGCCACUUCGGCAGCCGUCCCUUCUGCAAACGACCUCGAGACGGAGGACGCGUCACCUUCUGCACCGAAUGGCUCUGCGUCCUGAGUCGAUCAUCACCCUCUCCCAUGUUAUGUCUGGCGUCGAUAUUGCUAUGUACCUGUCUAUACUUUCCCCCGCAUAUUCCAAGGCUCUUCGCAUGUAAGUCAACAAACAUCAUUGAACGCACCAAAGCCGCUCCCACGAGCUAUACAGUUCUGAUCCUCCUCAAGCACCUUGCGAGGGUGUCUGCUGCAUCGCCUCCGCUCCCUUCGGUCUUGCCCCCUGCCACAGACUUGACGGUGAGUGCGAACAGCCAGUUCCGUGUCGUCUGCAGUCAAGGAACAGUAGCCCACCUCAUGCUCGCUGGCGGAGACCCGAUGCGCAGAGUUGCUUCGUUGCGCGAUAGGUGGUGGAGUCAGGCUCGGAGUGUAGCUGUACUACUCAUCUGCGUUCCCCAUCACCGACAGUCAUAGCAAGCCGUAACAAGUAACACUGCAACAAUGACACUUGGCU